GUGGUGGGGGGGAAAAACCCGAGUGUCCUUGCGCGCGGCGCCCCGCGACGAUGGUGUCCCGCAUGUGGUCAGUGUUGAGGUUGGUGCUCAAGGGCAGCGUGGCCGGCGGCGCCGUCUACCUGGUGUACGACCAGGGCCUGCUGGGCACCGGCGACAGGAGCCAGCUGGCCCUGAAGAAGUACGAGGAGGUGGUGACCCCCGCCCUGUACCAGGCCGGCCAGUACGUGAGCGAUCAGACCGGCCUGAAGAUGCCCCAGCUCCCCGCCCUCCCCAAGGUGAACUUUCGCUUCCGGGACUCGUGGGACUCAGGCAUCGUGACCGUGAUGAAGGCCCUGUCAGAAGCCCCCUCCAGGGCCUGCCAGUACACGCAGCAGGGCUGGGACUAUGUGAAGGAGCGUGUCAAGUAGCCCGGAAGACUCGGCGGACCCCACACAAGCCCCCCCGCGUGCCUGCCAGGCCCUCCUGGCAUCCAAUAAAGGACUCUGGAGGAA
Molecule: messenger RNA, 491 nt
Organism: Sorex fumeus (smoky shrew)
Lineage: Eukaryota; Metazoa; Chordata; Mammalia; Eulipotyphla; Soricidae
Gene: MICOS13
Product: mitochondrial contact site and cristae organizing system subunit 13
Exons: 4
Coding region: 51-407 (118 amino acids)
Biological process (GO): cristae formation
Cellular component (GO): MICOS complex; mitochondrial crista junction
Source: RefSeq, a predicted model, not a curated record